AUGCUUGUGAACAGUGUCCUCCUCCCUCAACCUUCGAUUUUUCUACCGGUUUCUUCUUCUCGGAGCAGAUCAGUACCAAGAACCCUAGUCAUGGUUAAAGCUUCCUCUGAACCUUCAGACUCUGCUUCAGUGUCCACCAAAUCAACCAGCGAUGUUGUUGUAUUCACCGCUCCUCCAGGGUUCAAACCUCCAGAGCCGAAACGAUUCGCCGUUAAAGAGGGGAAGCUCUUAGAUGUAUUGGGUGCAGCUAUCGGAGUGCUUAUCCGAUUCGGCACUGGCGUUUUCGUUUCUGGGUACUCUGCUUCUUUCGUGUCCAAGGAUGCGAUUCCAGCUGAUCAGUAUGCGUUGCGAAUUGGCGGGAUCACGGUAAAGGAAACCUCAAAGCUCGGGCCUCGUCCCGAGAAACCAAUCGAGAUUUAUGAGUUUGAAGGCUGUCCCUUUUGCCGGAAGGUCAGGGAAAUGGUUACAGUGUUGGAUCUUGAUAUUCUCUACUUUCCUUGUCCAAGAGGGAGUCCUAAUUUCCGUCCCAUGGUUAACCAGAUGGGUGGCAAACAACAGUUCCCCUACAUGGUUGAUCCAAAUACAGGAGUGUCCAUGUAUGAAUCAGAUGGAAUCAUCAAAUAUCUGUCCGAGAAAUAUGGAGACGGAACGGUUCCUUUAAGCCUAUCACUUGGUCCAUUAACGGCUAUAAUAGCUGGACUUGCAACGAUUGGUCGUCUAGGAAAGGGUAACUUGUAUACACCAGCAAAACUACCACCUAAGCCACUCGUAUUUUGGGCAUACGAGGGUUCUCCGUUUUGCAAGCUUGUACGCGAAGUUCUUGUGGAACUGGAGUUACCACACAUUCUACGCAGUUGUGCUCGUGGUAGCCCCAAACGGCAGGAAUUGCUUUUGAAAGCUGGUCAUUUUCAGGUGCCUUACCUGGAAGAUCCAAACACCGGAGUAAAUAUGUUUGAGAGUGCAGAAAUCAUAGAGUAUUUGAAGCAAACUUAUGCUGCUUAA
Messenger RNA from Eruca vesicaria subsp. sativa (arugula), 1002 nucleotides. The record is from the annotation of a GenBank genome assembly. NCBI's taxonomy places the organism in Eukaryota, Viridiplantae, Streptophyta, Magnoliopsida, Brassicales, Brassicaceae.